AUGACAAAGGAAGAUCAAGAGAAGCAAGAGUACUGCAUGAAUUGUGAGAAUCCUGCAAAAGGACCGUCAACAGUGGGCGGAGUUCGACCGCGGCUCCCGCCGGUGCCUCGGGCGGAGCUCAGCCUCGACUGUAUCCUCCUCGGCCGCGUCUCCUGGCGGCGCGGCAGGCAGAGGACCCCGGUGGCAGCGCUGGACCCCUCGGCGCGGCACGAGGUCGCGUCCUUCUCCGACCUCACGCGUGAGGAGUUCGAGGCGCGCCUCACGGGCAUCCGCGCCGGCGGUGGCGUCCAGCAGCUCGUGCGGGGAGCAUGCUUUCUGCCGCGCCGGCGUCGGAGGAGGAGGUGGCGUGCCUGCCGGCCAGCUUCGACUAGCGCAAGAAGGGCGCCGUCACCGGCAUCAAGAUGCAGGGCGCUUGCGGGUCGUGCUGGGUGUUCAGCACGACGGCCGUCGUCGAGGGCGCCAACAUCCUCGCCACCGGGAAGCUCCCUGCUCCUCCGUCUCCGGCUCCGCGCAUCCCGCCUCCCUACUCCUUCGACUCCCGGCCAUGGGGGCUGCCAGGCGCUAGAUCCGGCCACGGUGGAUCCAAAUCCAGUGCCACGGGCCCACAGUCAGGCAGUUUGGUGCGGCAGCCUCUUUGUCGCGGCAGCGACUAGGGCGAGCGGGCGCGGCGGCGGCUCCCCUCCUCCUCCGCCUCCUCCUCCUCCUCCUCCUUCCCCUCUGACCCCUUCCAUCGGACUCCAAGGUCAGCGCAAGCUAGGGAAGGUCCGGAUCCUGCCUCCUCCUCGUCAGCUAAAUCCGAGUGCCAUCGACAGGCCAUCCGAAUGGAUUACAAGAAUCGAAGAACCCAUAUGCAGAGAGAUGGAUGAACUUGCUUGCUUUGCUUCUGGUAUGCUGGCAUUAGGAGCCUCUGGUUAUGGUCCGGAAAAAUCUGAGCAAAUUAUGAAUCUUGCAAAAGAGCUUGCUAGGACCUGCUAUAAUUUCUACCAAACCACUCCCAUGAAGUUGUCUGGCGAGAAUUAUUUUUCCCAUGCUGGACAGGUAGUAUGGCAACCUGCAUUUUUCCUUUUGCCACAGCGGUGUUCAUUAUAGCACCUGAAGAAUCCCUGGAUUUUGAACUGCACCACAGCAGCUGCUCUAUUAUCCAUGUUCUUCUUUUGCCACCAUCGCUGUUCAUUAUAGAUGUUCUCUGUACAUCCAAUGCGGCCAUCUAAUCCCUUUAUUUUCGCUGUUCUCUUAGUAUUGUAAAAUGUGUGACAGAUAAAACUACUUUAGAAUGAUUCUGUACUUCAUGCUUAAUUUCUUAUGUACUAUACUCUUCCAAUUCUCUUUGCA
Messenger RNA from Panicum virgatum (switchgrass), 1332 nucleotides. RefSeq names its product WAS/WASL-interacting protein family member 3-like. Gene Ontology annotation, molecular function: mannosyl-oligosaccharide 1,2-alpha-mannosidase activity; calcium ion binding. The transcript has 7 exons. Lineage: Eukaryota; Viridiplantae; Streptophyta; Magnoliopsida; Poales; Poaceae. Gene Ontology annotation, biological process: carbohydrate metabolic process; N-glycan processing. The record is from RefSeq and is a predicted model, not a curated record. Gene Ontology annotation, cellular component: endoplasmic reticulum; Golgi membrane. The coding region runs from base 1 to 1089 and encodes 362 amino acids.